Molecule: messenger RNA, 324 nt
Organism: Peronospora matthiolae
Lineage: Eukaryota; Oomycota; Peronosporomycetes; Peronosporales; Peronosporaceae
Source: the annotation of a GenBank genome assembly
AUGGUGCGCGUGCCCGGAUCUUCUGGCGACUCGGGAUUUCACCGUGAGUCCCUGAGCGAAGAUGAGAAGGUCAAAAUUGAACCUGGAAUGGAAGCGUAUGAGGAAGAGGGAUCGCCGCAGACGCGUGAUGAUAAAAGAUCCCCAGAUCGUCAGAGUUUUGGUAGGGGCUCUGAUGACAAGAAGAUUAAAGAGGAAGAUCGAGCGAUCGAUCUGGAAGAGAAACCUCGACACCCUCCUGAGGUCCCUUCUAGGACCACCGCGGAUCGUGCUGCAAGGCACAAUCCGCUGGGUGAAACCCUUCAGCGAAAACUGAACAAAAACUAA